Molecule: messenger RNA, 2261 nt
Organism: Neltuma alba
Lineage: Eukaryota; Viridiplantae; Streptophyta; Magnoliopsida; Fabales; Fabaceae
Product: protein NRT1/ PTR FAMILY 7.3-like
Exons: 6
Coding region: 194-1957 (587 amino acids)
Biological process (GO): transmembrane transport
Cellular component (GO): membrane
Molecular function (GO): transmembrane transporter activity
Source: RefSeq, a predicted model, not a curated record
UUCUUCUUCCUUUUCACAUAGUUUGCUCUUGUGUGAUCACUUCAGCAAUCUUCUUCUUGACCUAUAUUCUCUUCACAAGCUAGCAAGAUCCCAAGUUAAUUCAUAAUGGGUUGCUUGAGUUUAUGCAAACAGUGGAUUCUCUUAACCAAGCCGCUGUCUGUGAUUCUCAAGCUCAAUUGUCAGGAGGCUUGUAAUGGGUACUGGCACUGUUAUGGAGGAAAGGAUGACGAAGGACGUUGAGGAUUUCACCAUCGAUGGAUCCACUGAUUGGCAUGGCCGUCCUGCUGUUCGAGCAAGAUCCGGAACUUGGGUGUCCGGAAGUUUAAUCCUAGUGAAUCAAGGGUUGGCAACUUUGGCAUUUUUUGGAGUGGCAGUGAAUCUGGUGCUGUUUCUGACGAGGGUUAUGGGACAAGACAACGCAAACGCAGCCAACAACGUGAGCAAGUGGACUGGAACUGUCUAUAUGUGUUCCCUUGUCGGAGCCUUCCUUAGUGACUCCUACUGGGGAAGGUAUAGGACUUGUGCUAUCUUCCAAGCCAUCCUUGUUCUUGGUCUUGGCCUGUUAUCUCUCACAUCGUACAAGUUUUUACUAAGUCCUAGUGGCUGUGGAGACGAAAAACUCAGUUGUGGAUCCCAUUCGUCUCUCCAUGAAGCGUUGUUCUACCUCUCAGUAUACCUUGUAGCUCUAGGAUAUGGAGGAUACCAACCCAACAUUGCUACAUUUGGCGCGGAUCAGUUUGAUGAAGGAGACCCAAAAGAAGGACGCUCAAAGAUAGCAUUCUUCAGCUAUUUCUAUUUGGCUCUCAACCUUGGAUCUCUCUUCUCCAACACAGUGUUGGGUUAUUAUGAGAAUGAGGCUUUGUGGACUCUAGGGUUUUGGGCUUCGGCAGGAUCUGCUACUCUUGCCUUGAUCUUGUUCCUUUGUGGAACUACGAGGUACAGGUACUUUAAACCAGGUGGCAAUCCUUUUCCUAGAUUUUGCCAAGUUUUUGUAGCUGCAACGAGAAAAUGGAAAGUCAACGUGGGGUCUGAUGAGGACAAGCUUUUUGAAGUUGAAGAAUAUUCCAGGGGAGGGAGAAAGAUACUCCACACUGAAGGAUUUAGAUUCUUGGAUAAAGCAGCAUUUAAAACACCUGAGGAUCACUUGAGCGAGAAGGAAGAAAAUAACUUCAAUCCAUGGCAUCUUUGCACAGUGACCCAAGUAGAAGAAGUGAAAUGCAUUCUAAGACUACUCCCAAUUUGGCUAUGCACUAUAAUCUACUCGGUUGUUUUCACUCAAAUGGCAUCAAUCUUUGUAGAACAAGGUGCAGCAAUGGACACUAGAAUUUCAUCAUCUUUCAAAAUUCCCCCGGCAAGCAUGUCAUGCUUCGACAUCCUCAGUGUCGCCGCCUUCAUCUUCAUUUAUCGGCGAGUUCUUAACCCUCUGGUCGCCCGAAGAAACAAGAACAAAGGACUCACUGAGCUGCAAAGGAUGGGAAUAGGACUCAUCAUAGCAAUGAUGGCCAUGGUUUCAGCAGGAGUGGUAGAACAUUUUAGGUUAAAAAAUGCUACAGAUGAAGAAUCAAGUUCACUGAGCAUCUUUUGGCAGACACCACAAUAUGUACUUAUAGGAGCUUCAGAGGUAUUUAUGUAUGUUGGUCAAUUAGAGUUCUUCAACGGGCAAGCACCUGAUGGAUUAAAGAGCUUUGGAAGUGCACUUUGUAUGACUUCAAUGUCACUAGGAAAUUAUGUUAGUAGUUUAAUUGUUGCCAUUGUUAUGAAGAUUUCUCAGAGAGGUGAGAGCUUAGGAUGGAUCCCAUCAAAUCUUAACAAGGGACACUUGGACAGGUUUUAUUACCUUUUAGCAGCAUUGACCGCCAUAGAUUUUGCAGCUUACAUUGCUUGUGCUAAGUGGUAUAGGCCUGUCAUAUUUGAAGAAAGGAGUGAAGAAGACAUCACCCCAGAGCUUAGGGUUUAGGGAUUUUGGAUCUUAUAAGCCAAUAUUUAACUUUAUUAUUAUUAUUAUUAUUAUUAUUGUAAAAUUAGUUGUACGUUGUGUUAUAGUAGUUUGUAUUAGAGGAAGCGUGUGUCUUAUUACUUGCUGUGAAACAGGAGGAAUGAUGAUUUUUCUCCAUUUCUCUGUGUGGAGCAAAAUGUCAAGUUAUACAAAAUGCAGCGGUUUAUUGUAAUUUAAUUUAUAUUUUGGAAUCGUCGUGUUUUGCUGGAUUUCCAUGUAAUAUAAAUAUAAAUGAAAUAAUUUACAGUGAUGAAUUGGAUGUGGA